AUGAAUAUCAUAAGCAGCAAUAGCGAAAAAAGCAAUAAUUUAUCGCAUCGAAGCCAUCAUCAUCACAGUAAUAGUAACAGUUCACAUGGCACAAAUAGAAGUUUAAAUCGCAUGCGAAGGCCGCCCCGACAUCAUGUACGCUCGGAAAGUCCACAUCAUUCUUCCGGCUCGGGCUCAAGUCCAGCACUUUCUAAUAGCUCAUCAUCUAGUCCUGCACCACAAAGUUCCACACCAAGUCCACAAGAAUCUCCGAAAAAUUGCAGUUACAUAUAUCGAGAUUGA
Messenger RNA from Chironomus riparius, 282 nucleotides. The record is from the annotation of a GenBank genome assembly. NCBI's taxonomy places the organism in Eukaryota, Metazoa, Arthropoda, Insecta, Diptera, Chironomidae.